Phragmites australis (common reed) is the source of this 2501-nucleotide messenger RNA. Its product is annotated as PHD finger protein MALE MEIOCYTE DEATH 1-like. The record is from RefSeq and is a predicted model, not a curated record. NCBI's taxonomy places the organism in Eukaryota, Viridiplantae, Streptophyta, Magnoliopsida, Poales, Poaceae. The transcript is spliced from 3 exons. The coding region runs from base 69 to 2162 and encodes 697 amino acids.
CGGAAAGGCCCCUGCCGCCGCGGACCAAAACCCCAGAACCCACGAGCAGGAGGCGACCUCUCAGGGCAAUGCCGUCCACGCGCGCGCUCCGGCGGCUCGAGUCUUGGCCGGCGCCGCCGCCCCGGCCGUGCCCGCAGGCAGCGGUGAAGGAGGAGGAGAGCCGGUGGCUGCAGUCCUCGUCCUCCACCUCGUCGUCUUCUUCCUCGGCGUCGGCGCCCGCCAAGCCAGCCGCCUCGGCCGCAGUGGUGCGGGGCGGAUCGGGUGGUCGCGUGUACCCGCUGCGUGACUUCCCGGGCUGGGAAGCGGCGGCGCUCGGUGGCGCGUUCAGGGACAACGUGCGGUGGCUGCUGAAGCAGUGGGGCCCCGCCGCGGGCGCCGCGUCGGGGUCGGCGUCGGCGUCGGUGUGGGGCGCGCUACUCUCGGACGAGCGCAACGGCGCCAUAGUCCCCAUCGUCGCCGUGGAGGAGCUCGCCGCCGCGUCGCCCGCGCCGCUCUGCGACCUAUGCCGCUGCGCCGGCUGGAGCCACCACUGGGUGUCAAAGCGGAAGUACCAUUUCAUCAUCCCGACAGAGACCGCUUGGGACCAGCCACUCAGGGCUGCUAUGCUCCUUGGACGCAGCGAUCACCUCCUCCACGGUCUGAUCCACAGUAAUGGCUUUGGUCACCUUGUCACACUUCGUGGUCGUGACGGUGGCUCCACUUUCCUCUCUGGCUGCGAGAUCAUGGAUAUAUGGGAUCGCCUUUGCUCCGCUCUCCGCGUCAGGGCCGUGUCUGUGGUGGACUUGACCCGGAAGCGCUCUGUGGACCUCCGCCUUUUGCUCGGUGUGGCGCAUGGAGAGACAUGGUUCACCCGCUGGGGAUACUACCUUGCCAAGGGCUGCUUCAGCGUGUCUACAUCCACCUAUGCUGCUGCAUUGGAAGCCCUAGCUGCCAUGCCUGUUGACUAUCUCCGCAGUCGCCAUGUCCGCCGUGUGGUCACCAUCUACCGCCGCCUCUCCAACAAGCCUCUGGCCACUGUCCGCGAGUUCCUCCGCUGCCUCCUUGACUGGAAGCACCGCGAGCCCCCGCUUUCGCCGCCUCCUGCGAUGACAUGCCCACGGAUGCCAUUCUUGCUACCAAAGUCAUGUGUGGUGAAGAGGCUGAGGCAGCCAUGCCAGCGCUUUGAGGAUGUGGUUGACCUGCUCCAUUGUCGGUGGUCCAAGAAGCGGCUGCUUAAUGCUGCAGAGGUCGUUGUUGAUAAGCUGCUGGAGCAUGCUGAUGGCACAAAGAUGACACGGCAGGCAGUGCGAGAUGCUUCCAGGGGUGCCAUUGGUGACACUGGUCUUCUUGACUUUGUCAUCAAGUCCCUUAGUGACACCAUUGUUGGUAAUCAUAUAGUGCGUCGUGUGCCUGACCCUAAGAAACGUGUGCUUCACUUCAGCCUCGAGGAAUAUGCUGAGCCAGAGCCAGAACCAAUGGAAGUUGAGACAGAGCGUGCCGUUCCUGUUGUCCGAUGGCCGAGCACAGCGGAGGUGGAGCGGGAUCUGCGUGCUGUGUACCGGGCAAUGGUGGAGGCGCACAGUGAGGCAGCACAGGCUGUGCUGGACUGCAAGCACUGGGUGAAAUGGUGGGGCCUCGGGGAUGAGUCUGAUGACCAGCUAAGGUUCCUUGUUGAAUGGCGACCGCGGCCAUGGGAGGCUACUGAGCUUACAAGGCUGAUGCCCCCAGGGGAUAUCGUGGUGGUGCCACUGCAUGCAUCCAUAGGUGAGCUGCUUGUCGAGGCAGAGUAUGCGCUGCGGGACACGUACUGCUUCUUUGAGGAGUUCCAGGCCGAAGCGCUGGAUGGCAUUUCUGGGGAGAAGUGGGAUCCUGUGAUGCUUGGUGGGGCAGAAUCUGGUGACACGAUCGGCGUGCACGGCCAUGGAGCGGACAUGGAGACUCGGCUACGGUACCAGGGCGGGGCUGAUGCGUGGGAGGUGCAGUGCGUGUGUGGCGCACAGGAUGAUGAUGGGGAGCGCAUGGUGGCAUGUGACACAUGCGAUGUCUGGCACCACACACGUUGCGUCGGCAUCGCGGACGGUGAGCCUGUGCCACCGUUAUUUCUCUGCAUGAUCUGCGGUGGCGCGCUCAUGGCCGCCGGGCCUAUGCUGGAUGAGGCACUAACGGUACCUGAAGUGAAGUGACUAUUCUUUUGCCCCUUUCUUAGUUCUUACAUCCCUUCGGUUCAUAUGUCUGACUGUGGUAGUCUGACGAGGUAACCCAGUUCUGAAACUACAACCUUCUGUGUAAAGCGCGUUGGUGUAGUAGUAUGUAGUAACGAUGUAAUAAUACCGGAUGUUACCUGUAGAAGUAUUAGGGCUGAGCAUGAUUAGACAGUAGAAAGGGAAGCACUAUCCAUGUCGCUAGCAAUCCGACUGGAAAUUUUGUACCUGAGACAUUACAGAAUAUGAUACUGUAAAUAGCUGUUCUGUGAUUGCACCUUUCUACUGUCCGAAUCCUGGCAAUGAACUUAAACUUGUUCA